This is a messenger RNA of Phytophthora nicotianae INRA-310, 1518 nucleotides long. RefSeq lists its product as hypothetical. Bases 1 to 1518 code for a protein of 505 amino acids. The record is from RefSeq and is a predicted model, not a curated record. NCBI's taxonomy places the organism in Eukaryota, Oomycota, Peronosporomycetes, Peronosporales, Peronosporaceae. The transcript is spliced from 4 exons.
AUGGCGUUCGCUUCGCGUUGGAGGGAGCUGAAAAAGGAUGGCUGGAGGUCAAGACGCCCAACUGGGCUGUCUAACCACUUCACGUAUCUCAAGCCAGGCAAAACAAAGAAGGAUGUAAGAAGGACAGACUAUUUUGUUGGGGAGGAAGAGUUGAUGCGAUACCUGGACACGCUGGACCUCGAACAACCUGCUGGUGAAGCUGCACACGAAACCUCUGCUGGUGCUGGCAAAGAUAAUGUGGGCGCUUCACUGCGCAACGAAAGCUUGCUCGCACAAGGCAGCCGACUUGCAACGCCAUCUCCAGAGAACAACGCAGUCAUAGUUGAAGGGUCGCCUCAUGGCAUAUCGUAUCCAUCUGCGGACGAGUCGGUUGAGAGCAACGAAUCCGAGUCAUUGCCAGGUACGAUUGCUGCUGCUGAUUCACGCAUUAGGCAUCGAAUCAUAACGCUACUGUUCUGUAGGCUCAUCACGGAACCCCAGGAAGCUCGAAAGCGCGUUUCAGGACGCAGACGUCACCAGCAAUCACGAAGAAAUCUUGGUGGCGAUGGAUACGUGCGCUUGGAAUCUGACUCCGAAAAUGAUGAAGGUGUGAGCUGGGAUGCUGAUGAUUUGCUGGCCGACAACAGCCAGCCCUUGGAUGACGAAGAAAUUUCACCACCGCCCGAAAUGCUAUUUGACCGGUCGCUACUUGAUGCUGUUGGAGGUGUUGGAACAGUGGAGCGUGGGGCGUUACCCAUAGAGUUGCUUGGUGAGAUGGCAGAGCGAGACGCCGUACGACUAUCUAUUGAACCGUAUGAGCCUCGACCUACCAACGCAAUGCUUGACGACUAUUCACGGCUGUACCAGGGGGAGUUCGGUCCCACAUCACGAGCUCUAUUAGCUGCUGCAACGCCAUCUGGGGCAUUCUUGUACUUUGCACAGCCUGGGCUGUGGGACGAUAUUGCUAGUGCCAGUGAGGAUUACUACCACGAGAGCCUUGACGACCGUGUAGAAGGGCAAUUCGCUAAGCAAGUGGCAAGGAAAACGAAGCAUCCUGGCUUCAAGCGAAAAACCCGCGAACAGAUUCGAGAGGAGCUGGAUCAGGCUGCGGAAAUAACGGGGCGAGAGCUGUGUGUGUUCAUCGGGCUGCUGAUUGCAAGAAGUGUUUGCUCGAACAAGGAGAAACUUGAGAACCACUGGAAAACCGUGGAUGAGGGGGCGAUUCCUCGCGGGUGUUUCGGUCAGUUCAUGGUUUGUGAUCGGUUCAUGCACAUCACUCGUAACUUGCAUUUUAGCUCCAACUCGGAUGAGCGUGCACGUACCGAGAAGGCGUGGAAAUUGAGGCCUGUGAUUGAUGCCUUGCAGGCACGCUUCCAGUCUGGCUACAUACCCCCAGCCAUUAUGGCUUUUGACGAGGCCAUGCUGCCUUCUCGUUCGAGUUUCAAUAAAAUGCGGGUGUACAUGAAAGACAAGCCCCAUAAAUGGGGGACAAAGCUAUUCAUGCUUUGCUGCAGUACAACGGCGUAUUGCAUUCGGUGA